Messenger RNA from Maniola jurtina (meadow brown), 2811 nucleotides. It is a transcript of the gene hay, whose product is annotated as general transcription and DNA repair factor IIH helicase subunit XPB. Gene Ontology annotation, cellular component: transcription factor TFIIH holo complex; nucleotide-excision repair factor 3 complex; transcription preinitiation complex. Gene Ontology annotation, molecular function: hydrolase activity; ATP binding; DNA binding. NCBI's taxonomy places the organism in Eukaryota, Metazoa, Arthropoda, Insecta, Lepidoptera, Nymphalidae. The record is from RefSeq and is a predicted model, not a curated record. Bases 224 to 2560 code for a protein of 778 amino acids. The transcript is spliced from 17 exons. Gene Ontology annotation, biological process: nucleotide-excision repair; transcription initiation at RNA polymerase II promoter.
AUAUUGAAUUGAAUCAUCCUGCGGCUGAUUUGUAAAUUUUGUGGCACCAAAAUUUAUUUAAAACAAACCAAAAACCUAAAAAAUUCUACUCCUUGUUAAAAAAGAUAUUUAGCACCUACCUAUGAUUUUGGGUUAAAUACCGACAAGAAUUUAUUCAGAGUUUAUUGCACAAUAUUGUAUCAAAACAUGCCUGUCUCGCCUGUAAUGAAAAGAUAAACAAAACAUGGGGCCACCUAAAAAAAUCAAAAAAUAUGAUUCAAAAGCUGGAGGCGAUAGAUCAGGCAAGAAAAAGAAAGUAGAAGAAGAUGUGACAAUAGAUCUUGUAGAAGAUGACAAUGGUGAGAAUACUGGUGUGCCGGGGGCUGCUAUGCAAGACGCUGAGAAGAAUGACCAGGUCCCUGAAGAUGAGUUUGGUGCCAAAGAUUACAGAUCCCAAAUGGAAUUAAAAGCUGACAAUGCUAGUCGGCCACUGUGGGUAGCACCAAAUGGCCACAUAUUCCUGGAAGCAUUCUCACCUGUGUACAAACACGCUCAUGACUUCUUAAUAGCUAUCGCUGAACCUGUGUCUAGGCCUCAACAUAUUCAUGAAUAUAAAUUGACAGCAUACAGUCUAUAUGCAGCAGUAUCAGUGGGUUUACAGACCAAUGAUAUUGUGGAGUACUUACAGAGGCUCAGUAAAUGUGCUGUUCCGGCCGGCAUUAUAGAGUUUAUUCAGCUCUGUACAUUAUCCUAUGGGAAAGUGAAGCUUGUUCUCAAACAUAAUAGGUACUUAGUUGAGAGCAAACAUGUGGAAGUGCUACAGAAGCUUCUGAAGGACCCCGUCAUACAGCAGUGCCGCUUGCGCCGCGACGGCGACGACGACCUGCUCGCCUCCGCGCUGCCCACCAAGCCUGCCACUGCGACCGCCAAGCCAGGCGAGGAUAAACCCUCUGUGAACGGAGAGGUUCCCGAAGAUAUCAGCCAAUUCUAUCAGCAACUAGACAAGGACGACGACGAAGACGAGAACACUGACAUAACGGCUAAGAACACUGCCGUCGCCUUCGAAGUUGAUCCUGACAAGAUUGAGGUGAUACAAAAGCGUUGCAUCGAAUUGGAAUAUCCAUUGCUCGCGGAGUACGACUUUCGCAAUGACACCGUCAACCCGGAUAUCAACAUCGACUUGAAGCCCACGGCCGUGCUGCGUCCUUACCAGGAGAAGAGCUUGCGCAAGAUGUUCGGGAAUGGACGUGCAAGGUCAGGAGUGAUCGUGUUGCCGUGCGGCGCGGGCAAGUCGCUGGUGGGCGUAACGGCGGUGUGCACGGUGCGCAAGCGCGCGCUCGUGCUGUGCAACUCGGGCGUGUCGGUGGAGCAGUGGAAGCAGCAGUUCAAGUGCUGGUCCACCGCAGACGAUAGCAUGAUCUGUCGUUUCACGUCGGAAGCGAAGGACAAGCCGAUGGGCGCGGGCAUCCUCGUGACCACGUACUCCAUGAUCACGCACGGGCAGCGGCGCUCGUGGGAGGCGGAGCAGACCAUGAAGUGGCUGCAGGCGCAGGAGUGGGGGCUGGUGGUGCUGGACGAGGUGCACACCAUCCCCGCCAAGAUGUUCCGCCGCGUGCUCACCAUCGUGCACUCGCACGCCAAGCUGGGUCUAACUGCAACCCUGCUUCGUGAAGACGACAAGAUCGCAGAUUUGAACUUUUUAAUUGGACCAAAGCUAUACGAGGCGAACUGGCUGGAGUUGCAGGCGCAGGGCUACAUCGCGCGCGUGCAGUGCGCCGAGGUGUGGUGUCCCAUGAUGCCGGAGUUCUACCGAGAAUACCUCGUGCAAAAAAUAAACAAGAAAAUGUUGCUGUACGUGAUGAACCCGUCGAAGUUCCGCGCGUGCCAGUUCCUGGUGCGCUACCACGAGCGGCGCGGCGACAAGACCAUCGUGUUCUCCGACAACGUGUUCGCGCUGCGCCACUACGCCGUCAAGCUCAACAAGCCCUACAUCUACGGGCCCACGUCGCAGAACGAGCGCAUACAGAUCCUGCAGAACUUCAAGUUCAACCCCAAGGUUAACACGAUAUUCGUGAGCAAGGUCGCCGAUACGAGCUUCGACUUGCCGGAGGCGAAUGUGUUGAUUCAGAUCUCUUCGCACGGUGGCUCGCGACGACAAGAAGCGCAGCGGUUAGGACGUAUUUUGAGAGCCAAGAAAGGCGCCUUAGCUGAAGAAUACAAUGCCUUCUUCUACACUCUCGUAUCACAAGACACGUUAGAGAUGGCGUACAGCCGCAAGAGACAACGGUUCCUCGUUAACCAGGGUUACAGUUACAAGGUGAUCACAGAAUUGAAGGGUAUGGAUCAAGAACCGGAUAUGUAUUAUGGCACGAGAGAGGAGCAAGGAAUGCUGUUGCAACAGGUGCUGGCGGCAUCGGAGACUGACUGCGAGGAGGAGCGCGAGGGCGGCGUGGGCGGGCCGGGCGGCGCGCGGCGCGCGGGCGGCAGCCUGGCCUCGCUGGCCGGCGCCGACGACGCGCUCUACCUCGAGCACCGCCGCUCGCACAACAAGCACCCGCUCUUCAAAAAGUUCCGCUACUGACGCCUCGCGCUUUACGUGCCACUUUACGCAAAACGGAAACAGAGGGAGGAAUUCCGGAAUGGGCAAUUAUUGAGCUACAAGGUCUUGUCCAAAUGAAAAAAGAAAACCAAAAUGAACCGACUGUAGUUGGGGAUCUACAUUACUUCAGCAGAAACCGCCAACCGGUUCUUAUACUGGGUCACCAUGUGCUCAAUGGUAAAGAAGUUAAACUGGAACAACCGAUGGCCGUCAUAGAAAAAGCUACCGACGGC